AUGCCACCGUCAAAUUUUAAAUUCGACGGUACGCUCAAGAUCGAGGAUGUCGACUCGGAGCUCAGUGUGGUUGACGAGCGUCUCCGCGUGCUCAUCAGCGAAGGGGCGACCACCCCUGCGGACAAGGAGGCGGACGAGCUCGAGCUCCCCGAGUACUACGAGCCCCGUAAGUUCCGGCUGGGCCAGCAGGCCUUUUACAACAACGUGUUCGCGAUGAUGAUAGCCAAACUGUCGGGCCUCCUGGCCCUCCUCGCCGUGCCCUCCAUCCUGGACAUUCUCAUCUUCACGAAGCAGAGUGGCACGCCCUGCACGGCCUUUCGCAGAUACGUCUCCACGAUACUGCACACCUUCGUCUGGUACGAGAAGGAGCCCGGCAAACAGAUCGAAUUCCUGAAAUCCCUGAAGAACGUCCGCAAGAAGCACUGCAUCGUAUCGCAGCGUUGCUCCGUGGCGGGCCUCGGUCGUAUAACGCAGCUGGACAUGGCGCUCACGCAAUUUGGCUUCAUUGGUUUCACGCUGCUCAGUGGCGAUCGGCUCGGCAUUUUUACCACCGACGAGGAGCUCGACGGUCUCGUGCACUUUUGGCGGGUGAUCGGCCGCAUGCUGGGCAUGGACGAUAGGUACAAUCUGUGCAACGGUACGGUCGAGGAGUGCCGGCAGCUGUGCAGAAGACUGUUGGACGAAAUUUUCCUGCCCAGCUUCGCGGUGAAAAACAAAAACUUUGACGAGAUGGGCCGUGUGCUCCUGGAAGGCCUCUGGCCCGUCAACCCCCACUUGGAUCCCAAGGCUUACACCACCUUUACCCUCCAGCUGGCCGUAUCCGCGGCCACCAACAACAAUCACUCCGUCGUCAUUGAUACGGAGGGUAUGCCGUUGUACAGUAAAUUCAUGCUGAAUCUGCAGCUCAUGGUGCACGAGUACCUGAUGCCCCCGUCGUACUGGUGGUCGAGGUUCUUCCGGGGCUUCUUCAACGCGCAGAUGAGAUUCGCCAUCUACCUCACGGAGAAUUUUCCCUUUUUGGCCUAUUGGCUCUUUGGACGGCAAAACUCGCGAGUUAACAUUUACAAGUUCCACUACGACUGA
Molecule: messenger RNA, 1083 nt
Organism: Copidosoma floridanum
Lineage: Eukaryota; Metazoa; Arthropoda; Insecta; Hymenoptera; Encyrtidae
Molecular function (GO): oxidoreductase activity
Source: RefSeq, a predicted model, not a curated record